Lucilia sericata (common green bottle fly) is the source of this 607-nucleotide messenger RNA. RefSeq lists its product as uncharacterized. The transcript has 3 exons. Lineage: Eukaryota; Metazoa; Arthropoda; Insecta; Diptera; Calliphoridae. The record is from RefSeq and is a predicted model, not a curated record. Bases 65 to 607 code for a protein of 180 amino acids.
GGGAAAAGAAAAUACAAAAAAUUUAAUUAAAAUACAAAAAUAAGAAAAUAAAAAAAAUCUCAAAAUGCCAGGAAUUUCAAUUGUUGCAGCAAUCAAUGCUCAGGAACGUCAAGAAUCUGUUGAAAAACUACGUCGGAAAAUAUUGAGGGAUGCUUCAGAUCCUCUUUCAUAUCCCAGUGCAGUAUUUGUUAGCUAUUACCGCCUCAGCAAGGAGGCUUUUAUUAUGGUUUUGGAAAAAUUGAGCCCACAUCUCCAAAGUUCAACAAUUCCUGUAAUUAUACAGUUGUCCACAACACUUAGGUUUCUAGCUACAGGUGCAUUUCAAGGCGUUAUAGCUAAAGAUGUGGAUAUCAGUUUAGGUAGGAGCACAGUUUCAACAAUAAUGUGGAGAGUAAUAAAUGCAACUGAGAACAUAAUAUGCCCACAAUGGAUAAAGCUUCAAAUGUCAGCAGAUGAAAUACAAAAUUCAAAAGCUCAUUUUUUUAAUAAAUUUCAUGUACCAGGGGUAAUAGGAUGUAUUGAUGGUACGCACGUCAAAAUGAACAAGCCAUCAGAAGACGAAUCUUUAUUUUUAACAGAAAAGGAUCAUUUAGUGUUAAUGCUAUGA